AUGUCGGAAUCUCUUGCCUGGAUUUUCUCUCUGUUUAGAGGGCGGCUUAAGACGCCGGCAAUUGCGACAGACGCUGAUCGCGCUAACGUAGCAGAGGACGGGGCCCCCUUAAGGGAGGCUCAAGAGCUCGCCAACGAAAUCAGGGGAGAGAAGCAGACGGCCAUGGCCCUGUUCGGGCUCUCGGCUGUUCUUCUGGCGACCAUUAUUACAGCGUCGCUUAAUCAUCCCUCGCACCAGACCAUCUUACGGCGUUGCCUCGUCCUGCUGUUUUUCUGUAGUUUCAACCUCAGCCUGCUCGCAUACCUGUUGGCGGCCUGCUCCGAGAAGUCGCCGGGCAUCGCCAGGUGGGCCAGUAACCUCAACUGCGGCAGCAUCAUUGCCAUCGCCCUCUGCUUGCCGGUGUGGGUCAUAGGGCAACUCUCUGUACGGUGA
Messenger RNA from Spirodela intermedia, 432 nucleotides. NCBI's taxonomy places the organism in Eukaryota, Viridiplantae, Streptophyta, Magnoliopsida, Alismatales, Araceae. The record is from the annotation of a GenBank genome assembly.